Messenger RNA from Neoarius graeffei (lesser salmon catfish), 1922 nucleotides. RefSeq names its product alkB homolog 1, histone H2A dioxygenase (gene alkbh1). The coding region runs from base 1 to 1116 and encodes 371 amino acids. The transcript is spliced from 6 exons. The record is from RefSeq and is a predicted model, not a curated record. Gene Ontology annotation, molecular function: broad specificity oxidative DNA demethylase activity; oxidative RNA demethylase activity; ferrous iron binding. Gene Ontology annotation, cellular component: nucleus; cytoplasm. Lineage: Eukaryota; Metazoa; Chordata; Actinopteri; Siluriformes; Ariidae. Gene Ontology annotation, biological process: oxidative RNA demethylation.
AUGAGAGCUAAGAUGGCGGCUUCCAUCGUGGAGCAGGGAGAGGAUGCGUUUAGGAAACUGUUCAAGUUUUAUAAACGGAGGAACCCCCUUCCGGAUUUUAGUGAAGUCAUUGAUUUUUCGAAGAAUGAAGGAAAUGAACUGGUUUAUGCAGCUGAAUUGAAUCCGAGCAGUGUGAACGACGAAGCUGCUUUCAGAGCAGGACUUGAGCCUGUGAAAGAGUGGAGAGCGUUUGGUCUUCAGGGAUAUCCAGGGUUUAUAUUUGUCUCCAAUCCCUUCCUGCCUGGCUCACAGCACUACUGGGUAAAACAGUGUUUGAAGACCUACACACAGAAACCCAACGUGUGUAACCUGGACAUGCACAUGUCACCUGCUGAGACAGAGAACAUCUGGGAGAAGAGCGAAGGCAGCAUUCGGAAGAAAGGACAGAGGGAGCCAAGGACUCUGCUGGAGAAACUCCGCUGGGUGACUCUGGGUUACCAUUAUAACUGGGAUAGUAAGAUCUAUUCUCCUGAUCACUACACUCCUUUCCCUGAGGAUCUCCACUUUCUGUCCCACAAAGUAGCCGCAGCUUGCGGUUUUCCUGAUUUCAACGCAGAGGCAGGAAUCUUGAACUACUAUCGCUCGGAUUCCUCUCUCGGCAUCCACGUGGACGAAUCGGAGCUCGAUCACAGUCGACCUCUUGUGUCUUUUAGCUUUGGGCAGACAGCGGUCUUCCUACUGGGCGGGACGAAACGGCAAGACCCGCCCACUCCCAUGUUCAUGCGCAGUGGUGAUGUCAUGGUGAUGUCAGGUUCCAGUCGCCUGCUGUACCAUGCUGUACCCUGCAUCGUUCCUGCCCCCGCUGGCCACCCCCUGCCCUCCUGUCUGAACCAGCACGUCGACAAGGAUGAGCUGAACAAUGGCAUCAUCCACACUGUGUGUGAAAAGGACUGGGAGGUGUGUUCUACUUACCUUAAGACGUCACGCAUAAACAUGACGGUCAGACAGGUCCUAGGUCCGGGUCAGAUCUUCCCUGUCUCACACUCGCGUACUGAACAAUCCGGAAGCAGCUAUGAGGAGGAAACUCAGAUGGUUAAGAAGAGGAAAAGUGAAUCUGGUUAUGACCUCGAUUCAUGACCUGCGUCUCAUCUGGACUUUUAUGGGUAUUUAUGUGAUUGUAAUUCUGGGUGUAAAAGCUGUACAUAUGUGAAUAAAACAUAUUCCAGUGUGUGAGUGUGCAAGAUGUAAUCUGAUCCUUCCCGAACUAAAAACUAAGCUGGUUAUUUUUGGUUAUGGCAGCCAAGAACGGGUAACGAAAAAAUACACUCACCGGCCGCUUUAAUAGGAACUUGUUCUUGAUUCUAAGAUUCCUGUUCUUGGCUGCAGGACUGGAACCCAGUGUGGUGUUCUGCUGUUGCAUGCUGAGAUGCUUUUCUGCUCACCACGGUUGUAAAGAGUGAUUAUAUGAGUUGCUAUAUCUAUCCUUCCUGGCAGCUUGAACCAAUCUGUCCAUUUUCCUCUGACCUCUAUCAACAAGGUGUUUGUUUCCAUCCACAGAACUGUCACUCAUUCACAGUGUUUUUUGUUUUUCGCACCAUUCUGUGUAAACUCUAGAGACUGUUGUGUGUGAAAACCCCAGCAGAUCAGCAGUUUCUGAAAUACUCAAACCAGUCCAUCUGGCUCAAACCAACACCCAUGCCACAGUGAAAGAAAGUCACACUUUGAGAUCACAAUUUUUCCCAUUCUGAUGUUUGAAGUGAAAAAAUUAACUGAAGCUCUUGAUUUGUAUCUGCAUGAUUUGACGCAGCAAGAGAUCAGCUGAUUAGAGAACUGCAUAAACCAGCAGGUGGAUGUAUGGGUGUUCCUAAUAAAGUGGCAGGUGCGUGGACAAUCAUUUUGAUUGUGGACAUUUCUGGAAGGACUCUCUCUGGCGUGAGCGGUUU